Ctenocephalides felis (cat flea) is the source of this 325-nucleotide messenger RNA. RefSeq lists its product as uncharacterized. The coding region runs from base 11 to 319 and encodes 102 amino acids. The record is from RefSeq and is a predicted model, not a curated record. NCBI's taxonomy places the organism in Eukaryota, Metazoa, Arthropoda, Insecta, Siphonaptera, Pulicidae. The transcript is spliced from 3 exons.
AACAGCUGUGAUGAAAAAAGUUUUUUCAAGAACUCUGGCGGUGCAAUAUUCAGCCAGAGGACGGAAAAACAAGUUAAACUUCUCGGCUUUAAAAUUAUGUGAUGUUGUUGUCAAGGCCAUAAGAGUUAAUUUUCCGAAAGGGACACAACUUGAUAUUAUGAAACGCAUAAGUGUCGUUUUAGCACAGUCUGGAGACUGGAACGGAGGGAAGAAGCAAAGAAAUAUAAAAUAUCCCACUGAAUUAGAUUAUAUUCAGCUAAUUCAGAAUGAGGAUAUAAUCAUUUCAAUGGAUCCUGAUUUAUUAACUGAAGAUCAAUAACAAGCA